This is a messenger RNA of Ctenopharyngodon idella (grass carp), 2474 nucleotides long. It is a transcript of the gene hnf1bb, whose product is annotated as HNF1 homeobox Bb. Gene Ontology annotation, biological process: insulin secretion; positive regulation of DNA-templated transcription; liver development. Lineage: Eukaryota; Metazoa; Chordata; Actinopteri; Cypriniformes; Xenocyprididae. Gene Ontology annotation, molecular function: RNA polymerase II cis-regulatory region sequence-specific DNA binding; DNA-binding transcription factor activity, RNA polymerase II-specific. The record is from RefSeq and is a predicted model, not a curated record. The transcript has 9 exons. Gene Ontology annotation, cellular component: nucleus. The coding region runs from base 146 to 1774 and encodes 542 amino acids.
GUGCGCUCGUGCACUGGACAACUGCAAAACUUUGCGUUGAGACACUUUAGUCUCAUGUGCUUCCGUCCUCAAAAACUCACCCUUCGUUUCAGUUAAUUUCACACUAUUUACCGAGGCCGCGAGGAUUUUCAACGAGACCGGAUUGAUGUUUACCGACAUGGUGUCCAAGUUGACAUCGCUUCAGCAGGAGCUCCUGAGCGCCUUGUUGGACUCGGGGGUCACUAAGGAUGUGCUGGUCCAGGCGCUGGAGGAUUUAUGUCCGUGUCCCGCCGAAUUCGGAAUAAAAAUGGAAAAACCCUUGUCCCCAGCUAGCAACGGCGGCAGCGACUCCAAUGAUUCAAAGCCGGUGUUUCUGACUCUGACCAGCGCGCAGGGUAAAGGCGGCAAACUGUCCGGUGAUGAAGGCUCGGAUGACGGGGAUGACUUCGACACGCCGCCGAUCUUGCGGGAGCUGCAGUCUCUCAACACUGAGGAGGCGGCGGAGCAGCGCGCGGAGGUGGAGCGCAUGUUAUCUGAGGACCCGUGGCGCGUCGCGCGCACUGUGAAAGGAUACAUGCAGCAGCACAAUAUUCCUCAGCGCGAGGUGGUGGACGUGACGGGUCUCAAUCAGUCUCACCUGUCGCAGCACCUGAAUAAAGGCACACCGAUGAAGACGGCCAAACGAGCCGCGCUUUACACCUGGUAUGUCCAGAAACAGCGCGAAAUCGACAGACAGUUCGACCGUGUUCAGGGCUCUGACCCCAGUGACUCAGGCAGUCAGGAUCAGGUCCUGUUUUUUUUCCCAGAAUUCAAUCAUACCGGACACUGUUCGGGCGCUGCGGGAGGUUCUGGAGGACCAGUCGGAGAUGAGGGGGAGCCGGGUUCUAAGAGGAUGAGACGAAACCGUUUCAAAUGGGGUCCGGCAUCUCAAGAAAUACUGUAUCAGGCUUAUGAACGGCAGAAGAACCCCAGCAAAGAAGAGAGGGAGGCGCUGGUGGAGGAAUGCAACAGGGCAGAGUGUGUGCAGAGAGGUGUGUCGCCCUCGAAAGCUCAUGGACUUGGAUCUAACCUGGUCACGGAGGUUCGUGUGUACAACUGGUUUGCUAACCGGCGUAAGGAGGAAGCCUUCAGACAGAAGCUGGCCAUGGACACAUAUCCACCCCACAGCAUGAACCCCCUGUUGUCCCAUGUGUCAUCACAUACCCAGCACCAUCAUGGUACCUCAGAUUCAAAACUCAGGUACAGUCAACAAGGAACAAGUGAGGUCACUUCCUCCACAACCAUCAGUCACCAUGGUAGCAGCCAAUCAGUAUUGCAGCAGGUGUCUCCGGGUAGUCUGGACCCCUGCCAUGGCUUGUUAUCGCCGGAUGCCAAAAUGAUCUCGGUCUCUGGUGGAGUCUUGCCUCCUGUGAGCACUUUGACCAACAUUCAUAGUCUGUCUCAGUCGUCUCAUCAUCAUCAUCAUCAUCAGCAAGCACAGAGCCUCAUUAUGAGCCUGGCCGCUCAAAGUCUGGCAUCUCCUCAGUCUCAGAGCGUGCCAGUCAUCAACAGCGUGUCUGGACUCACCACCCUGCAGCCCAUGCAGUUCCCACAGAACACCAGCCUGACGCAGCUGACCACAGCUCACCUCUCCCAGCAGCCCUUCACACAGUCGCACAUGUACUCUCCCAAACAAGAAGCUGCCCAGUUUUCCCAUCCAUCUCGAUAUACGACCAUGGACACCAGCACCAUCACACACCUGGGCUCCAGCAAGCAGGUCAAACUUCAGUUUCUGUGUCCAUUGCAGGCCUGGUGAACAAACGCACCGAAGCGAGAACUUCCUUGGCAGCUUAGCAACAGCAGUCCGUGACCUCUGCGUUUCUCAGUUACGUUGGUAACCUGUCAGCAUGGAGAAACAAUAGGAGCAGCACUGCCUCUGGAUUCUGCAAAAAAAUGAAGAAUAAUGAUUGAUAUAUUACAGCUUUAAGCCAUAAUGGAUGACAGAACAAACUGGCGGAACUUGCUAAGACGAUUGAAUACUGAGCCGAAGCUUUCACACCCAUCGGUUUUAGGUGAUGAAACCUUCAAUGAUGCUGUACAUACGAUUUAAUGAGGAAAUAUGGUUUGUUAUAAAACACAAGGUCAACUUUUCAGGCAAAGCAACAACAAUGACAACAAAAAUAGUCGAUCACAGAUGAGAUUUUGUUUUCCACACGUAUGUUUGAGAUUUGAAAUGUAUCCCAUAUUCUGAAAGAAAAUCAUCACAUUAUUGUGUAAAUUCACAUUUUUCACAACAUCAAAGUGGUCUUUCCAUUUCAAUGCAUGGACUUGCACAUAAAAGAGAUCCCAAAAGAUGCUACAAAUAUAAUUGCUUCUCAGGGAUUGAUUUCACACUACUCCAUAAUAUUAUGAGAAUGUGUAUAACUGCCUAAAGGCUUUUUUAUAUAAGUUUUUGAAUCACCUCAAUCAUAUUUAUAUUUGUUUAAAUCGAUGAAUAAUACAUUUUUUGAAGAAUA